AUGGGUUCAUCAAAACUAAACGGUGGUGUAAUGGUGGUGGGUUCUGAUCAGCUUGGUGUGGGGGGAGAUAAUGCCCCUGAGAAUGACAGCACCGACCCCUUAUGCGAAGGCGCUCCCAUGAAUCCGAGAUCAAGGAUUCACCGCUCGUCGACCGUCUCUCAACUUCCAUCUUUCAUGGUUUCGGCGCCUGGAAAGGUCAUUGUAUAUGGUGAACAUGCUGUAGUUCACGGCAAGGCAGCAAUUGCUGCUGCCCUCUCUCUUCGAUGUUAUCUACUGGUCACACCCCUACCGAAGACUGCUCAUAAAUUGACUCUUCGGUUCCCGGACAUUGGUCUUGAUCAUUCUUGGGACAUUGAGUUGUUGCCAUGGGAUACGUUUUCUGCGCCCGGAAAAAAGAAAUACUACUUCGAUACUGUUGAACGACUGGAUAACCAGCUAAUGAACGAGAUAAAACCAUUGGUCGCCGAUAUUCCUGGGAAGCAUGCCCCGGCAUCAAUAUAUACCUUAAAGUCUACAAUUCCCAUCGGGGCAGGGCUUGGAAGUAGUGCGAGUAUAUCUGUUUGCCUGAGUACAGCCCUGCAGCUUCAGAUGGGAACAUUGACAACACCCUUCAACGGAAUGAUGUCAAAUGAAACACAAUUGCAACUUAAGAGAAUCAACAAUUGGGCGUUUGUAGGGGAAAUGUGUAUUCAUGGAAACCCCAGUGGGGUUGACAACACAGUAGCCACUGGAGGGAAGGCGGUGCUCUUCAAACGAACGGAUUAUAGUCUGCCUCCACAGGUAACCCAUAUGAGCAACUUCCCUGAACUUCCACUUCUGUUAGUCAAUACAAAGCAGCCUCGGCGGACUUCUGAACAGGUUGCCAACGUCCACAGCCUUCUUUCUGCUCAUCCCGAGAUCACAAACUCACUUCUUGAUGCAAUUGACCGAAUUACUCUUGAUGCACAUAGAAUUAUCUCUAAUCCCGAGUUCUCUGCUCAACCCGGAAGUCUGGACCUUGUUCGGCUUGGUGAACUGAUCCGCAUAAACCAUGGUCUUCUCGUAUCGUUGGGAGUUUCGCACCCAAAACUGGAGCGAAUAAGAGAGUUAAUUGACUACACAGGCAUCGGGUGGACUAAGUUAACUGGUGCUGGAGGAGGAGGUUGUUCUAUUACCCUUCUGAAACAAAAUGUUAGACAGAGCGUUCUAGAUGAUCUAGAUACAAAACUAAGUAACGAAGGUUUCGAAAAAUAUAAAACUACGCUAGGGGGCGAUGGUGUUGGUGUCUUGUGGCCUGCCGUACUCAGGACAGACAAAGAGGUUGAGAUUACACAGGACAUGUUCUUAGCCGCAGAUGGAAUGGAGGGAGUGGAGGACCUAGUAGGCGUUGGAGCCAUUGGGAAGGGGAACCAAGGCUGGAGAUUUUGGAGAGAGUGGAUUCCAGAGGAGACUGAGUUUACCUUGCAUUAA
Messenger RNA from Morchella sextelata, 1449 nucleotides. RefSeq lists its product as uncharacterized. Lineage: Eukaryota; Fungi; Ascomycota; Pezizomycetes; Pezizales; Morchellaceae. Bases 1 to 1449 code for a protein of 482 amino acids. Gene Ontology annotation, molecular function: ATP binding; mevalonate kinase activity. Gene Ontology annotation, biological process: ergosterol biosynthetic process; isoprenoid biosynthetic process. The record is from RefSeq and is a predicted model, not a curated record. The transcript is spliced from 5 exons. Gene Ontology annotation, cellular component: cytoplasm.